AAUUCAACUCCAAAACAUCCACGCUGCACGGUCAUACUAAGCUUUUUGUGCAUUUGGAACAGCUGAUUAGAGCCAAUUCGGUCUAGUAAUCAUCCUUCCAUUUGUAGUCCUUAUCCGCCGAAGCAUUCGUUAUGCUGAAGCGCAAAUUAAAUCAGCAAAAAGACAGUCUGGAGAAUGGGGAGCCCACGAAGUCUUUCCCCAGGCAGGAUACUACAUCCGAUUUCUUCGUUGAGCCGCUGUGGCUAAAAUUCUAUGAGACCGAAGUCAAGUUAAAUGAGGCGCUGGACAAAUUGGCUCCUCCUGCAAGCACUCCGUUCAUCUAUAACCCGAUAGUGUAUGCGUCCCAGCUGCACCGCGACUACUUGCGUCGUUAUAUGGACGGUCCCAAAAAGCUGGUAUUUGUUGGGAUGAAUCCGGGACCCAAUGGAAUGGGCCAAACCGGAGUAAGAGCAUAUUCCUGCAUAUUAUCCGAUCCAAACGAAUUGACACAUUGUCGCACGCUGCAGAUUCCAUUUGGCAAUGUGCGCACAGUAAAGGUCUCAAUGCAGCUGGCAGGACCUGUGGACCAACCUCCUGUCGUGCAUCCCAAACGUCCUGUCGCUGGCUUGGAUUGUCGGACUGAGGAGCCCAGUGGUGUGCGCUUGUGGGAACUAUUCCUCCGAUUGGCUGGCAGCAUGCAGAUCUUCUCCCGGCAAUGUUUCGUCCACAAUUUCUGUCCGCUAGCUUUUUUCGGCGCUGACGGCAAGAACAUAACACCCAGUGAACUUACUGGACCUUACAAAAGGCAGCUAGGCGACCUGUGUUUGGAAACCUUGGACGAACAAUUGGAGCUCCUUAAGCCCCACGUGAUUGUGGCUGUGGGAAAUGCUCCGACUGCCGCAUCCUAGUCCGCGGUCCACUAACAACACCAACUGGCCCGAAAAGGCUCAAGCGUUUUUGGAGGAGAACAACCUAAUCCGAUUCAUGCGGAAUGAGGCUUGAGGCUCAAAUGCAAUAUGCAACUUAACGAGAAAGUAUUUUAUGCUUGAAAAUUGGCUAAGAAAACAAAGUACAAACUUUUCAAAUUCCUUAAUAGAUGUAUGUAUGUAUAUAUGUAUUUUCUGUAAUUACUGCAUAUUUUAUAACUAAAGAGAAAAAUAAAUCCUCUAUUUUUAAUAUUAAA
Drosophila santomea is the source of this 1162-nucleotide messenger RNA. It is a transcript of the gene Smug, whose product is annotated as single-strand selective monofunctional uracil DNA glycosylase. The record is from RefSeq and is a predicted model, not a curated record. Bases 132 to 887 code for a protein of 251 amino acids. The transcript is spliced from 2 exons. Gene Ontology annotation, biological process: base-excision repair. Lineage: Eukaryota; Metazoa; Arthropoda; Insecta; Diptera; Drosophilidae. Gene Ontology annotation, molecular function: oxidized pyrimidine nucleobase lesion DNA N-glycosylase activity; single-strand selective uracil DNA N-glycosylase activity.